Messenger RNA from Papaver somniferum (opium poppy), 1255 nucleotides. RefSeq lists its product as uncharacterized. The record is from RefSeq and is a predicted model, not a curated record. Bases 135 to 602 code for a protein of 155 amino acids. The transcript is spliced from 8 exons. Gene Ontology annotation, cellular component: chloroplast thylakoid membrane; chloroplast envelope. NCBI's taxonomy places the organism in Eukaryota, Viridiplantae, Streptophyta, Magnoliopsida, Ranunculales, Papaveraceae.
UUUUCAGAGAACAUUCUUAAGACAAUCCAACAGCUUAGACCUUCCCUUAAGAGCCAUGAGUUGUCAUUCCACAUUCUUAGAUUUCUCAGUAUCCACCAAACCCUUUCUUUUCUACUCUAAUCACUUGUACUUUCAUGGAGAAAUCUCUGAAAUUUGUACCAAAUUGCCUACCAAAAUCAACAUCUCAACAAAAAUUGGAGGAACUAGAAGAAGAAGAAAUCACAGAUUCAAAUCUCAAUCAAGUCCUACUCAAGCUAUUACAGCUGAAAUUGAACAAAACAAAAGAUUGGAGGAAGUUGUUGGUGUUUAGAGAGGAAUGGAGAAAGUACAGUGAGAAAUUUUACAAGAGGAAACUGAAAAAGAUUGAUGAUGAAAUAGAAAGGCAUAGUGAGCUACUCAAAGAGAUAGAGCAGAGCCCAACUGAUAUCAAUGCAGUUGUGGCUAAGCGGCGUAAGGAUUUCAAUGAGGAGUUUUUCCGUCAUCUUACUUUACUAUCCGAGGCUUAUGAUAUAGCUUGGAUCACCGUGAUGCAAUAUCUAGGCUUGGAGCUGGAUGCCUCACUGCAAUCUGUGCUUAUGAUAACACAGUUGAAACUGCGAUAACGCUAGAAGCUGGUUAAGCUAAAUUUCACUAGUUGCGGUAUGUGAGAAGAUCAAACGUUUAGGAAAGGAAAAAGAGCUUGAUUCCUCAUUGAUCUUGUUGAUAAAUAGUACUUGUGGUGCAGCAGGUGCAGCAAAAGAAUCGCCAAACCAUGAAGAUUGAGAAAUAUCCAGGCUUGGAACUAGAUGCCUGUCUGCAAUCUGUGCUUAUGGUAAUAACGCAGUUGAAAAUGCGGAAACACUAGAUGCUGCUCAAGCUAUAUUUGACGAUAUACUCCAUCACUAGAUGAGGCAUGUGAGAAGAUCGAAAGCUUGGGAAAGACAAAAGAGAGCUUGAUUCCUCAUUGAUAUUGUUCAUAAACAGUGCUUGGGGAGCAGCAAAAGAAUCGCCAACCAUGAAGAAUGAGAUCGGUUGUGCAGAGGACGAUGAUCGUAAAGUUGCUCACACUUGCUUCCAGUGCAACAAAGAAAUCCACAAAUCAUGAUAUUGUUAAGUUUUUAAAAGUGUUGGGGCAGAGUUUGGUGCAUGUCAAAAUGCUAUUACGACAGCAGAUGAAACGAUAUAUGAAUUGCUUCUGCCUGUCGACAAGCUUGAACUAUUAUCACAAGCAAUAUCAGUCCUAGUAGAGUUUAGCUCUGAGGUUCGUGUUUCAGCA